AUGAAGCUUGAUAAAGAUGUACUUUUCCUUAUAUUUGAAGAAUUAAAAAAUGAUAAGAAAUUCCUUCAUUCAUGUCUUUUAGUUAAUAGAAGUUGGUGUGUAACUGCGGUACCUAUUUUAUGGAGAGAUCCUGGGGAAUAUUUUAGAACCAUUAAUUCUAAUUAUACAAAGAAAAUUAUUAAAUUAUUUAAUGUAAUACUUUUACAUUUAUCAGAAGAGUCAAGAAAUAUUUUAAAGAUUCAAGGAAUUAAUAGUUCUAUUACAGAAAAAUAUCAACAUCCUUUAUUUAAUUAUAUUAGUUUCUGGAAACAUUUAAAUUUACUUUUCUUAGAUACGGUACUUUUUUCAAAAUCUAACUUGAACGCUAAAGACAUGUUAUUAAAAUUAUUUAUUAAUAAAAACACAAAUUUUAUUCAUCUUUCUAUUCCACAAAAUUUGGAUUAUGAAUUACUUCAUAUUUCAGGAAUUGAAAAAUGUUUUUCAGAACUUGAAUCCUUUCAUUGUAAUGAUGUUACUGAUCCACAUGUUUUAAUGGGAUUGGCAGGUAUAUGCAAAUCAAUUAAGAAAUUAAUAUUUGAUAAUUGGUAUCACUUUCCUGAUAAUUAUGGUAUUAUCAAAUUAAUUGAAGUACAGAAAAAAUUGUAUGAUAUUAGUUUCAUCUAUCCUAGAAGAUCAGUAAGAAAUGAUUCAUUCAACAAGACUCUUGAAAAAUCAUUAAUUAAACAUGUGGAUACUAUUCAAUAUUUAAGAUUGGAUUGGAAACCUAUUACAAACAUUCUUUCAUACCUUGUUAAUUUAUUAAGUUUAGAAAUCAAUAUACUUCAUUUUAUAAAAUCUGAUGAAGCAAAUCAUAUGGAAAAUUUAUCAUUACCUAAUUUAAGAAUUUUAACAACUCAACGAGUUCCUUCUAAAAUUUUGGUAAAUUUAAUUGAUAAUACAAUAGGAAAUCUUAGUGAAAUUAGCGUAUUUUGUGAUGGUACUAAUAACAAAGAACUUAUGCAAUCUAUCAGUAAAAAUUGUCCAAAUCUUAGAUAUCUUAAAUUAUCAUUACUUACCAAUCUUAAUAUACUUAUUUCAGAACUUGAGAAUUUAUUAACAAAUUGUCAACUUUUAAAUGGAUUAAUUAUAGAUUUAUAUGAUACUGAUACUUUUAGUAUAUUUAAUUGGGAUAAAUUAUUUAAGAUAUUAAAUAAAUCAUCCCCAAUUUGUUUAUAUAAAUUUAAAUUUUCUUCUAUUAAAGUAAUCAGAUUAGAUCAUUUAGAAUUAUUUUUUGAUAAUUGGAAAGAUAGAAAUUCUAUGUUAUUAAAAAUAAGCAAUAAUUAUUAUUCUUCAGGUUUAGAAGCAAAACAGAAAUUGAAUGAUUUAUAUGAAAAAUAUAAAGCAAAAGGGGUAAUUAAUAAGUAUUUUACUGGUACUAGUAGAAAUAUUAAUGAAGAUUUUGAAUGGAUUUAA
Molecule: messenger RNA, 1452 nt
Organism: Rhizophagus irregularis DAOM 181602=DAOM 197198
Lineage: Eukaryota; Fungi; Glomeromycota; Glomeromycetes; Glomerales; Glomeraceae
Source: RefSeq, a predicted model, not a curated record